Amphibalanus amphitrite is the source of this 4204-nucleotide messenger RNA. RefSeq names its product E3 ubiquitin-protein ligase UBR2-like. Gene Ontology annotation, molecular function: zinc ion binding; ubiquitin protein ligase activity. Gene Ontology annotation, cellular component: ubiquitin ligase complex; cytoplasm. NCBI's taxonomy places the organism in Eukaryota, Metazoa, Arthropoda, Thecostraca, Balanomorpha, Balanidae. The transcript has 22 exons. The record is from RefSeq and is a predicted model, not a curated record. Bases 341 to 4204 code for a protein of 1287 amino acids. Gene Ontology annotation, biological process: ubiquitin-dependent protein catabolic process via the N-end rule pathway; protein ubiquitination.
AUUUUCGAAAUAUCUUUUAGGUUUUAGUGUUGGGUGAUAUCUGUUGUAUUUACAGGCUUUCAAGCUGAUUACUUCGUUCUGUUUGAUCGUGCAUCCUCAUUUAUGCAGCACACUCGAACGGAAGUUGAAGUCAAGUGAAUCGAUUGGGCUUGUAAGUACCCAGGCAGCAAGGCUACCCUGAGGUCUGCUCGGCCUUGAGCUGGACGGGAGCGGUCGCAAGUCCGUCAUAAACUGGUCGUGAAUGUGUCGUGAAUUUACCGUGAUUCGACCCUGAGUGGUCCGUGAGUGGGCCGUGAGUGGACUGUGAGUGGGCCGUGAGCCAUUCGUGAUUCGUCCGGCCAUGGCGGAGGCUGACUACCUAGCCACGCCCGUGCAGGAGUGGGCCCAGCUGUUCGAGCGGCAGGCGCUCACCACUGAGCUGAUUCGGGAGUUCUGGAAAGAGUCGGUGCCUCGUCUCACUGUUCCCCCGCCGGCGGCUCCCGUUGAGGAGCAGACCGCGUUCGAGGAUCAGCGUCACCGCCUGCUGCUGCGGCCGCUGUCCAGGUUCCUACUGGGAGAUGACGCCGUCGACGGAGAGGAGUCGGCCCCGCCGCCGUCGCAGGUCUGUGGCAAGGUGUUCAACAACGGCGACCCCACGUACAGCUGCCGCGACUGCGCGCAGGACCCCACCUGUGUGCUGUGCACCGAGUGCUUCCGACAGUCGGUCCACAGAUACCAUAGGUAUCAGAUGUGCGUCUCUCAGGGUAACGGCGGUUUCUGCGACUGCGGCGACUUUGAGGCGUGGAAGGGCGACCCGACGUGUUCCUCGCAUAAACCGCCGCCUCCGGAGCAGCGGCCCACAGAGGCAUCCCCGGAGCAGGCCGGCAAGGCGUCCGUGCUCUUCAGUGCUGCUAUGCAGUACAUGCUGAGCGUGUUCGACCGGGACGCCAGCACGCUCAAGAUCGUUCCGCUCGAGCUGGACCUGGGUCGAGAGCACUACCCUGCACGCAACCAGCGCUACGCCACCAUGGCUUACAACUUCGGCGUCACGGCCACGGACAAGGUGGCUGAUACGGUGGCUCAGGUGACGCCCUGCUCGCAGGAGGAGGCCAGGGCAGCGGCCACCGCCCUGAAAAAGGAGGGCGCCGCCAUACUGCUCUAUAAUGAUAUCACGGGUUGUGACGAGCUGCUGAAGCGUCUGAAGCCGGAACAGUCGCGCAAGUUGCGCCGUGCCGAGCUGCACGUGGUUCACGCGCACGUGGCGGCGCACCAGCUGUUCACGCUGCGCCUAGUCCGCCACCUGCGGGAGAUGCUGGAGCGCCGGCCCACACUGCGGCCUCUGUUUAAUACGGUCAUGCAGCAGACUGUCGGCGGCUCGGAGCUGAUGCCUUCCAUGCUGGAGCGAGUGAUGGCCUGUGAUGGCAGACAGUGGAAACAGGCCAGGCACGAGACGCAUCUGCUCCUCAUACAAGGAAUGCUCAUGGACAUGGAGUCGAAAAAGUACUUUGCACAGAUGUUCACGGCCCGGUAUCGGGAGCAGACACUAGCGUCCCUGCCGAGCAGCAUGCAGGACCAGAUCACCGUGCAGGACCUGUCUGUGCAGAUCUACACGGUGCCCUCGAUCGCACACCACCUCAUGGCAGAGCAAGACGCCCUGGCCGUCGUGAUCGGGACGCUGGUGGAUGAACUCCGCACGCAUACACACGGCGGUCAGCUGGUGCUCCGACCGGUGACCUCCGACUCGGCCGCCCGGCGUCGGUUCGAGUGUGUCAUCAGCUGUCUGACCGACGCCAAGUACCUGCUCAGCGUGGUCCCGCCGACUCAGUCGGAUAAACUGCGCGCCGGAGUGCGCCGCGGACUCGACAUGCUGCUGGAGCUGCUCUACUUCUGUGAGGGUAUGGAGCCGGUGGUGCGCGCCCAGACGGCCCACGUGCUGUACGACCCGCAGUACGAGCUGCAGAUGACGCUGUCGUUCAGUCUGGCGCCGCUAGUCAAUCAGGUGCUCGAGUGGUGCGCCUCUGACCGACAACUGCUCGUCUACGCGUACAGUGCCGUGCUCUCGAAGCUGCACUCUCGCCUGCCGCCGGACAAGUACUUCCAGCGGUGCGAGGUGCUGCGGUUUGGGCGCCGGCUCAGCGUCAGCCCUCUGUCUGUGAUGACAAUGCCCGUCAGUCUGGAGUUGCCGCUUUCGAGGCUUCUCGCCGGACUUCAUCUUCACUUGGCGGCUCACGGACUGAGUUACAACAGCAGCGAGUUUGCCUCACUGGAGGACCGCGUCACUCCAGCCCAGAUGCUGGAGCGGCCUCUCCGGGCGCUGGUGGUCGAUGCCCAGGUGCAGUCUGGCCUGUGGCGGCGGAAUGGCCGCUGGCUGGAGAUCAUGUGCAGCUGGUACUCGCUGCCCGUCCAGGUGGCUGAUAUGCGCGACAGAGAUCUUCAGGUGGCGCAGAUUUGCGCGUCUCUGAUGGACCCGGAUGAGUUCGUAGCCACGCUGCUGUUCCGACACGGAGCGGCUGACACAGACGGAACGCUGGCUGGCGAGCACGGCGAGGCACUGCCGGAGGACGACCCGGAGGGCGAGCGGCGUGAGCACAUGGACAGCAACAUGGCCGACCUGCUGCUGCUCCUGCUGCACGUGUUCGCCGAGCGCUACCACCCGGGCGUCGGACAGGUCACCAAGGAGCAGUGUCUGGAGAAUGAGGUGAUCCAGUUUCUGUGCGUGAAGCCGAUGACCCACUCCCAGGUGGCCAAACAGCUGAGCGAGGCCGACAGCGGCAUGUUGGAGGCGGCGGUGAAACGCGUGGCCGACUUCGCCACCCAGCAGGACUUCCGGGGGCAGCUCACCUAUCACAUCAAACCAGAGUACACGCACCGUUACACCCCGAUGUGGCACCACUUCUCCCGUCACUACCGGUCCCAGUCAGAGCAGAGACUGCGGCGGCUGCGGCGGCAGCGCGGUGAGUCGGCCUGUCUGCCGCCGCCGGCGGCGCCGCCCUUCCAGCCGGCGCUGCGGCCCGCCAGAGCCAUCCUGACCUGUGACGUGACGCUGCAGGUGCUGCUGCAACAGCUCAACAGGAUGUUUGACGCGCCGUUCGCCGCCUCUCUGGAGCUGAUCCUGCUCCGCUCCCUGUUCCUGAUCGGCACGGCGCUCAACGAGGAGGAACGCGAGGCCAACACCGACGAGCCGGAGCCGUUUUGCUUCUCCGGGCCGGCGCAGCGCGUCGGGCUGGUGGACGUGCUCCAAAAACUGGUCGGUAACCCGCGCGUCAGUCCUCACGCCGACCUUCUGGCCUGGGUGAACACGAAGCUGAACCGUCUGCUGGGCCGGACGGCAGCCGCCUCGGACAGCCAGGCAGCCGCCUCUGAGGACGCCGGGAGCGAACAGAAGCGCCGCCGGGCGAAGGCGGCCGCCCUGCGCUCGCGGAUCCUCGGCCAGAUGCAGGCGCAGCAGAAGAAGUUCAUCUCUGAGAACAUGACGGCGCUGGCCGAGCCGGAGGAGGCGGAGCCGAGCGGCGCGCUGUCGGCCGAGCGGGCGGCCGCCGUCACCGGGUCGGCCAUGGACCUGAGCGAGGGCGCCGAGCCGGACCGGUGGCCCGUGUGUCUGGGCCCGCGGCAGUCGGCGCGGCCGGCCGCACCCGCCGAGUACACGUGCAUCCUGUGCCAGGCCACCGAGCAGGUGUCCAGCACCCGGCCGGCCAUGGUGAUGGCGGCGUUUGUGCAGCUGUCGACGGUGCUGUCCCGGGACCGGGCGUCCACGGCGGCCAACCCGGUGCUGUACGUGCCGAGCUCGCUGCACCGGCUGCCACACACCUCCAGCUGCGGGCACGCCAUGCACGCCGCCUGCUGGCAGCGACACUUUGACAGCGUGGCGCGAGACAGACGCGCCCACCCCAGGGUCCAGUACCUGUCAUCGUUCGACGUGCAGCGCCACGAGUUCCUGUGUCCGCUGUGUCUCCGUCUCAGUAACACAGUGAUACCCGUGGUGGCCGAGUGGGGUGGAGCGGCGCCGGUCCCCGCCGCCGCCGCCACCGUCGACCACAUCGACGUGUGGCUGUCGGGACUGAUGGUGGCCUGUGGACCGGUGCGCGGCGGCGGCGGUACAGAGGAGGACCCGUGCUCGUGCUGUGACCCGGACUGGGCCGACACUCUGACGGCGGCUGUCGGCUGUCAGCUCACCGAGAGGGAGAGUGAGUUACACGAUAGACAGAUACAGAGGGAGGGGAUUUAG